Molecule: messenger RNA, 2037 nt
Organism: Camellia sinensis
Lineage: Eukaryota; Viridiplantae; Streptophyta; Magnoliopsida; Ericales; Theaceae
Product: cytochrome P450 78A5
Molecular function (GO): heme binding; iron ion binding; oxidoreductase activity, acting on paired donors, with incorporation or reduction of molecular oxygen
Source: RefSeq, a predicted model, not a curated record
CCACCACCAACUUCUUCUGGUUCAAUCCAUUUCUAACCAAAUACCCCCUAACUACAAACUCUCUCUCUCUCUCUCUCUCUCUCUCUCUAGAAACCUUCCUUUAUCGCUCUAAAAAACCAGCAAAAAUGUCAUCUGAAUACUAUUCUCUCGUCAUUCCUCAAUCUGGGUACUCCUCCCUUCUCAGCGUCGAGCUCUUUCUCUGCGUUGUUGUGCUUGCUGCUGUCUUUGGUUUCUGGCUCUCCCCUGGUGGCCUCGCUUGGGCUCUCUCUAAGGCUCGAGUGCAUGCCAGGACUGCCAUUCCCGGACCUUCAGGCCUUCCUCUUCUUGGCCUAGUCUUCGCUUUCACUAGCUCUUUAACUCACAGAGUCCUCGCCAAGCUCUCCGAGUCCUGCAAAGCUGUCCCGUUAAUGGCGUUUUCAAUUGGCUUUACUCGUUUCGUAAUCUCAAGCCAACCCGACACCGCCAAGGACAUUCUUAGCAGCUCCGCCUUCGCGGAUCGGCCAGUGAAAGAGUCGGCCUACGAGCUUCUCUUUCACCGUGCCAUGGGUUUCGCUCCCUAUGGUGAGUACUGGAGGAAUCUGAGGAGGAUUUCGGCGACCCAUUUGUUCAGUCCGAAACGACUCGCCUCUUUCGGUGGGUUUCGGAGAAUGAUUGGGCUCGGAAUGGUGGAUCAGGUAAAGGGUUUGAUGGAGAGAGAGGGAGUUGUGGAGGUGAAGAGAGUUUUGCAUUUUGGGUCUUUGAACAAUGUGAUGAUGAGUGUAUUUGGGAAGUCUUAUGAGUUUGGUGAGAAUGGGAAUGGGGCUGAAGGGUCUGAGCUUGAGGGUUUGGUGAGUGAAGGGUAUGAGCUUCUUGGGAUAUUCAAUUGGAGUGAUCAUUUUCCUAUUCUGGGUUGGAUGGAUUUGCAAGGAGUGAGGAAGAGGUGUAGAGAGUUGGUUGGGAAAGUGAAUGUGUAUGUUGGGAAGAUCAUAGAUGAGCAUAGGCUGAAGAGGGCUCAGAAUGGUGGAGUUGUAAGUGAUGAGAGCGCUGGUGAUUUUGUUGAUGUGUUGCUUGAUUUGGAGAAUGAGAACAAGCUCACUGACUCUGAUAUGAUUGCUGUUCUUUGGGAAAUGAUCUUCAGGGGGACUGAUACAGUGGCAAUUCUAUUGGAGUGGAUAAUUGCAAGAAUGGUUCUACAUCCUGAUAUUCAAUCCAAACUUCAAUUUGAGAUCGACUCUGCCGUUGGAAAAACCCUAUCAGUCUCCGAUUCCGACCUCCCCAACCUCCCUUACCUCCAAGCUGUUGUCAAGGAAACCCUACGAAUGCACCCUCCAGGCCCACUCCUCUCCUGGGCCCGCCUUGCCAUCCACGACACCCACAUCGGGGACCACUUCAUCCCCGGCGGCACAACUGCCAUGGUCAACAUGUGGGCCAUAACCCACAACGAACAAGUCUGGUCUGAGCCCAAUGAAUUCAAACCCGAGCGGUUUUUGGAAGAUGAUGUGGCGAUUAUGGGUUCGGAUCUCAGGUUGGCUCCAUUUGGGUCAGGGAGGAGGGUCUGCCCUGGGAAAGCGAUGGGGCUGGCUACGGUUCAGCUGUGGUUGGGACAGAUGCUUCAGAGCUUCAAGUGGGUGGCUAGUGAUGGUGGUGUGGAUUUGUCUGAGGUGCUGAAGCUCUCCAUGGAAAUGAAGAACCCAUUGGUGUGCAAGGCCAUUGCUAGGGUUUCUUGAAAAUCUUUGUUUGAUGGUGUGGCAUUAUGAUGCAGUUUUCUAGUUUGAUCUCACCCAAAAUUUUGAAACCUUUCACAUGGGGAGAUCACAAUCUUAAAUGAACUCUAUAUAUAAGCUAUUUAGUUUCUAAUAGUUUAGUAUUAGCAAAGUUGUGGUGACAAGUGCAAUGAAUUUGUUUAUGGGCAUGUAAUAAGUUUUUUCAUGCAUUGUUAUGCACAAGCUUUUGUAGUCGUUUGCAAGUUUGUCUAUGUCUUGUGUGUUUCACCUAGAUCUGUCCCUUUUGCUCGGUUGGAGGGGGCUUUCUCUCAGUUCAAUGGAAUUUGUUUUUGCA